AUGUCCUUGCUUCUAGAUCAUGAUGUACGCCUAUCACAUAUCGGCGGCAAACAGGGCCGAGUCGAGGUCCUGAAUAACGGUCAAUGGGGCACUGUCUGCAGGGAUGGUUGGGGCUUCUUUGACGCCUUGGUGGUGUGCAAGCAACUCGGAUUCCCAUGGCUUGCCGUGAACGGAUUUAAGCAUGAUGCAGGCAACGGGACGGGACCGGUUUGGCUGAGUAACGUAAGGUGUAAUGGGUCGGAGACCAGACUGGACGAGUGCGCAAACGACGGAUGGAUGGAGCACCAGUGUGCGGAUGCCAGUCAUUCCGCUGCAGUGAAGUGCUUGGACCAGGACGAAUGGAAAGAUAAUUUGUCUGGAAUAUAUCUUGUCGAUGGAGCCAGCGGAUACGAGGGACGGGUGAUGGUGAACCUGCAUACCGACGACUGGCGUCAUCGGUUCCAGAUAUGCGAUCAGGGCUGGGAUCUGGCUGACGCUAACGCCAUCUGCCGCAUGAAACGCCUACCGUCAGCACUACGGGCUACCACCAGCUCCUACUUCGGGAACUACGACCCGAAUACAAAUACGUAUAUGUAUAUUUCAAAUGUAUCUUAUCUGGCCACCGAUUUUGCUUGCACUGGUAAUGAGAGCCACAUCGCUCAGUGUCCCGCCAAGGCUUGGUUCCAGGAUGAAUGUCCGACUGGACGCACUGCUGGAGUGAUAUGCAAUAGGAUUGAAGAGUCCGAAGAAUUCCAGCUGAGACUCGUGGGUGGCUCGACCCCGAACGAGGGCCGAGUGGAGGUAUUUACCAACGGAACCUGGGGGAGUAUUUGUUUGGAUGGUUUGUGGAGCAUCGGGUACCAGGAGAGUAACGUGAUUUGCCGGCAGCUGGGGUUUGGCUACGGCCUGGAGACACCGACGGACGACCGGUUCGGUCGCACCGACGGCCCGGUGGCCAUAAGCGGUAACAUCAAAUGCUCUGGGAGUGAAUCCUCCUUCGCUCAAUGUCACAUCCCCACGUUAAUGUAUGAAUUGUUUCCGCGUGACGAAGAAUGCUUCAACAAGGAGGACAGUUACCAAGCUGGUGUCAUUUGCAGUGGACCAGUUCCUGAGUCACGAAGUCCCGUGAGGACCAGCUAUAAUGGGAGUGGCAACGUCUUAAUCCACCACGAUGGACGUUGGGGGACAAUCUGCAAGGCUGGCUGGACCCUGGCCAACGCACAAGUGGUCUGCAGGGAGCUGGGAUUUCGAGCCCCAAAAGAAGCUUUGGAUGGUCGUUGGCGACGGCCUGGAGACGGACCCAUAUUCCUGAGCGGUGUGUCUUGUAAGGGAGACGAGGAUACCUUGGACCAGUGUGAUCUGGGAGAAUGGUACCAACACGACUGCACCCACUCAAUGGACGUGUAUGUAAUCUGCGCUGCCGGUAUGUCCUUUUCAACACCUUUUGAACUGUCUUUUUUUCAUACACCGUUUUACGGAUACCGCAAAAGAAGUACAAUAAUGUAG
Messenger RNA from Patiria miniata (bat star), 1485 nucleotides. RefSeq names its product neurotrypsin-like. The record is from RefSeq and is a predicted model, not a curated record. Gene Ontology annotation, cellular component: membrane. The coding region runs from base 1 to 1485 and encodes 494 amino acids. Lineage: Eukaryota; Metazoa; Echinodermata; Asteroidea; Valvatida; Asterinidae. The transcript is spliced from 5 exons.